Messenger RNA from Exophiala xenobiotica, 990 nucleotides. RefSeq lists its product as uncharacterized. Gene Ontology annotation, biological process: fatty acid beta-oxidation. The record is from RefSeq and is a predicted model, not a curated record. The transcript is spliced from 3 exons. NCBI's taxonomy places the organism in Eukaryota, Fungi, Ascomycota, Eurotiomycetes, Chaetothyriales, Herpotrichiellaceae. Bases 1 to 990 code for a protein of 329 amino acids. Gene Ontology annotation, cellular component: peroxisome. Gene Ontology annotation, molecular function: enoyl-CoA hydratase activity; delta(3)-delta(2)-enoyl-CoA isomerase activity.
AUGUGGAUGGUCUGGGGUCGGACUCCGCCGUCGAUGACUGGAAAUUGGAGAUUCAUUGAAUGCACGCUCGGGAUAUCAGCCGGUGAAAUGCCACAUGCGGCAAUCACCGACCUCCUUGGACUGCUCCCGAGCUGCAGCAAGCCACAUGAAGUAACGCGUGACCCCUCAGGCUAUUCUUGGGAAUGCAGUCGGCGAUCAGAAGAAAGACCUUACCAGAGUCCUGAAAUUAUCACGCAACAGGAUAUACAGAUGACUAUGGAAGGACGGUACCGGUACAUUACCGUCGAACGACAAGGAAGUGAUGGGAUAUAUGUUAUCACACUUCGCAAGCCUCCAGAAAAUCGACUGGAUGUCGCGUGCUGCCAGGAGUUGAUACGAGCAUAUCACAGCAUCCAACAACUUCUCGGCUUAGACUCUGAAGGGGCUGUGAUCCUACGGGGUCAAGACGCAAAAUUCUUCUGCACUGGUCUUGAUCUUGACGAACGCGAGCGAAACAUCUUUUCAUCCAGCGACGGGUUUUAUCCGUUGCUGGCCACUGUGCUGGACUUCCCGUUUCCCACGAUCGCCCUGAUCACUGGCCAUGUGUUCGGCGGCGCAUGUCUUCUAACAUUGGCCCACGACUACAGAGUCAUGAAUGCUAACAGAGGCUUUUGGCAAAUGCCUCCGGUCAAUGCAGGCCUUCAUCAUGACGGGAUGGGGUCAUUAGUCCGGUCAAAAUUGGCUCCCAAGGUGGCGAGGAAGGUACUCCUCGAGGCACAUAAGUACACCGGCAAAACCGCCCUCGAAGAUGGGAUUGUGGACUCUGUCGCAGACCCAGACAAGAUGUUCGGCGUGGCUCUUGAACUUGCCGAAAAAUGGAAAGGCAAAGCAAAAAUGGGCGUCUACGGUCUCCUUCGUAAUGAGCUAUGGGGUCAGGCGCUCACGGCAUACCGCCAGAACAGUUAUGUGCACCAUAAAGAAACAGCAAGAGAGCCGAAGGUCAAGCUGUGA